AUGACAUCGCCGCCGCUGCCCACGUUCGCCCAAGAUGCUGCGUACAUCUCGAAUGUGCUCGAACGGGUUGAUACGCAGUAUGUGAUGACGCAUUUGUAUGAUGUGGCAUCCCAGCGUGUUUUUGGUCGACAAUGUGUGGACAUGGUGUGUGGGUCUGCCAAACCGACACACCUCGACUUGCGAGCUGAGCCCUCGGCCGGCAUGGCGCGUGUACUCGACGUAUUGCACGCACGUACCCAGACUUUAUCGCCCGCAGAACUCUUGAUCGUUUAUGUGAUAUGGAUUGCGUUGGGUGAAUACAAUAUCAAUGCGUAUCGAUGGAUGUUACGACGAGACACGAUGCAUGUAUACAUACACAGACUGGUUCAGAACAUCUGGGCCGGGCACUAUGCGGCGCAGACAAGUGCUUCGCUUGUUCAUGACACAGAUGUGGCGUUCGAACCUGCGCUGCCCCUGCCGCCCGACCACCACCGGCUCCAUGUUGACGCCCGAUCAGAUACCCCGAGCGACUCGAGGCGAACGCGGCAUGUGCUCAUAUGCGUAGAACGGCACGCUAUGCAUAUAUUAUACGAGUGUCUUUGCUCUGUUCGUCUGUCUUCUCACGACAUGCGUGGCAUAACGCGCCCUUUUGUGGAUCAUGUACUGUCCGUGAUGGAGACGCAUGAGUCGCACGAACAAAGCGCCAUCUGCAUGUCCGUGAUGCUCGCGCUGCAUGAGCAAUGCAUGAUGUCGACGAAUGCCGCGUCGCUUCUCUCACACAUUCAGCAUCGCUUGCACACAAGCAAGCCGUUCGGCGAGAAUGUCGUGUACCUGCUGAAUCGGACGCCGAGUACGACAUUCGAUGGGUGCCGGUUCCACAUUCUCGUGCUCAAGUUACUUGGAGCCAUAUUCACGUUGCGUGAGACGGCCUCUUACUUUUAUGUGAAUGACCUCAAAGUAUUGGUCGACAUUUUCCUGCGUCAACUGGGUGACUUGCCGGAUGCGUACGAUGUGCUUCGGCAGGCUUACCUGUGUGUACUCCAUGCCCUGCUCACCCAGACUCAGUUGUGGUCGGUGGAAUACAAACGGGCUCAUAUUGUGCGCCUACUUACGAAUCUGGUCCGCACAGCUUCUCUGCAUGACAUGAGCGAGCGGACCUUGACUUUGGCGCAGCUGUGCCUCGACGCUGAGUGGUGCGUCGGGACAGAUGCUGGCAAUACUCCGCUUGUUGCCUGUCUGCACGGAGAAGGGGGGAUCCGAGGGGCUUCUUCUUCCAGCCAUGACCAUGACGUGAUUCAGUACAUGUGGCUACUCGCCUGCUUACAGCCUACAGCCGCCUCACAGGCAUGCAUGUUGGGUGUCGACGCGGAUACGAUCCCUUUGUUAUGGUCCGAAUACGAGCUAGAAGAUGAGCAGGAGGCGUGCAUGCCGCUGGAUUUCGACGUGCGCACCCUCGAGUCAUGGUCACGGCAGAGUAGCGGGGAUGCUCCGCCACAUAUCGGCAACAGGCGCCGUGCGCCGCCCGCGCCGCCCGCUCGUAUGCCGAGGCUUGCCCACACUCUCUCGUCCGCAUCCAUGCCAGAGCUGCAUGCUCACUCAAGUUCUGUCGACCCGCCCUCCCCAUCCGCCGCCAGUGGCACAGUGACGCCUCCCCUUCGACGACAGGCGCCAGCGAUACCCGCACGAGAGACGCCUCCGACCGGUCUUCGCGCCUAUGUACAGCGAUAUUGGCGUGGCAAGCACGAUGACACGAGGCAUCCGCGCCGUCGGCACGUCACGUCGCACGAUGACUUUGACACGCCUGCCCCACGACGUCGUGCACCGCCGCCGCCGCCCUCGUAG
Malassezia restricta is the source of this 1821-nucleotide messenger RNA. RefSeq lists its product as uncharacterized. The coding region runs from base 1 to 1821 and encodes 606 amino acids. Gene Ontology annotation, cellular component: actin cortical patch. Lineage: Eukaryota; Fungi; Basidiomycota; Malasseziomycetes; Malasseziales; Malasseziaceae. Gene Ontology annotation, biological process: actin cortical patch assembly; endocytosis; actin cortical patch localization. Gene Ontology annotation, molecular function: Arp2/3 complex binding. The record is from RefSeq and is a predicted model, not a curated record. The transcript has a single exon.